This is a messenger RNA of Daphnia pulicaria, 3201 nucleotides long. Its product is annotated as flocculation protein FLO11-like. Lineage: Eukaryota; Metazoa; Arthropoda; Branchiopoda; Diplostraca; Daphniidae. The record is from RefSeq and is a predicted model, not a curated record. Bases 49 to 2709 code for a protein of 886 amino acids. The transcript is spliced from 7 exons. Gene Ontology annotation, biological process: transmembrane transport.
UGAUGGUAGAUAGGUGACAGCCGAAGCCCUAAUUACCAGCAAAAAUCCAUGGCGAACGAAACAGAAAGUGAUCUGAAAAACUCAAAAACCUGUGAGGAUCCAGGAUCACAACAACAAGCCCGUCUCAUGGAACGACACAUACGUGAUGUCUUGGAAGAGGAGGUCAUUUACGAUCAAUCACAAUUUGGCCUUUUAAACAGCCAAAUUGAUGAUAGUUCUUUAUCUCCUUCUCUUAUGAGUGAUCCUCCACGUAACAAGAAGCCUCUAAAUAAAUUGGGUAAAUUGACAAGAACAGCAGCCCUCUGUGGGGCCUAUAUUUCACUUGGACUAUGUAUGUCAGUAACUGGACCUACAUUACUGUAUCUGAAGGAUCAAGUUGGAUCUACCAUUUCAGAAAUUUCCUACAUCUUUACAGUCCGAUCAAUAGGAACUUUAGGGGGUGCUUUCUUAGGUGGCUUUUUUCUUGACCGCUGUAAUCCAUAUUCAGCAUUUUUUGUAGUUAUUGCUUCAAUGGCCAUAAGUGUUGGAUCUAUGCCAUGGUGUAAACACGUUUGGAUGCUGAUGGUUUCAUCUUUUGUUGUUGGAGUGGGUAAUGGGCUGCUGGAUACUGGAGCUAGCACCCUUUGUCUUCAGUUAUGGGGAAAGGAAUCGGGUCCCUACAUGCAGGCUUUACACUUUUCUUUUGCCGUCGGUGGGUCGAUCGCCCCUUUGCUCGUGCAGGCUUUCAUCGUUGAAACUUCAACUACUACCCUUAACAAUACCAUCUCAUCACGCCAUGUGCGCUCCGUCACUAAUCCACUCAACUCAAGUGAAUCAGAAGAUCAAAUGACAACAAUAGCUUCGAUCAUUAAAGCCACCAGUGAAAUUCCAGUUUUAGUUACUUCUAAUCUAGCCAUCCCUUCAUCCAAUUCAACUAUCCCAACAGCAUCCAAUUCCACAUUUGGAGAUGUUACAUCGACAACAACUAUAAGUCCAGUUGUUAACCAAAAUCAGACAACGCCCUUGACAGAAAAGCCAAAGAAACCGAAACCUGCCGUCAUUAAUGGCCAAAUUCUAGGCCCUUCGAAGCAGUUUGAUAAUACUCCGUUGAAAGUAGAGACUCAACCGCCCCAGGAAGUCGUUGUAACUACCACGACUGCGUCAUCCAACGAAAAUCAAACUACACCCGCCAUUACGCUUACAUCUACAGAUACAACAACAAUUCCUCCUUCCAUCAAUGGUACCACGAAAGCUCAAGAUAACAUGACGGAAAUAACGAUGAUACUCCAAAAAUCCAAUGAAGUGCAAGGGCUCAAUAUCAGCAGCAGUGACAAUAAUACUUCUACCGUUUCAUCCAAGAAUGCGUCCGAAUCCACCGGAAACGAUACCGUAGUGUCUUCAACUUUGAGUCCUGUUACUGAAAACUCUACGAUAACCAGCAUUCCUCUAACUACUGUAGAACCCGUUAUCAAUUCAUCAAACUUAAACGCUGAAUUCCAGCCUAAAGAAACUGCCAUCAACAACGUAACAAAAGGUGCUGAUCUUAAUGUUAAAACAUUCCCUACUACUACACCUGCUACUACAACUCCUCUUUAUUCUUCGACGACGUCUCAAUCAACUACGGCUGUUUCAACUACAACUUCGACAACGACGACACCAUCCUCGAUAGAAUUGCUACCCACGACCAUCAAAAACAUUUCAUUACCCAUUCCAGUUGCUACAACAUUGCCAGUCGACCUUGCAGAUAAUGUUGUAGUCAAGAGUCGUGGAAAGAGCAGAGGUCAACAAGACGAAGUCAGCUCGGUGGUUCCCUCGUCUACGCUCGUACCAGUCACAACUUCCGAGCCUAACGUACUUGUGACAACAACAAAUUCGCCCAUCCACAAUGAGAGCGAGACUAUUGAUCGGUCCCCCGUUAAAGUUUCUGACUAUCUGGAGCGUUUUGGAGUUACGCGGAUGCACAUGUUGUAUACCGUUAUCGCCAUCAUAGUCUUGCACACAGCCUUUUUCUUUCUCUUCUUUCUGUGUUCUGGAACUCGCAGCUCGACCGCCGAACGUCAAACGUCUGAUCGGAAAGUUAAGCCUUUCCGGCCCAGCGCCAAGAUAUCCUUCGUCGUGCUGAUGUUCUCGUUUUACUUGAUGUACGUCGGCUCUGAGGUCGUAUUUGCUCAGUUCCUUACUACAUUUGCAUUGGAGAGCCCACUUAAGCUAUCGACUUCGACUGCCAAUUACAUAACAACUACAUUCUGGGCCUCGUUUGCGGCCGGUCGCUUUGUCGCAAUUUUCGUUGCCCACUUCACCAAUCCGACAGCCAUGCUCAUUUUCAACUUGUGCUCUACUGCGCUCGGCUCGAUGACUCUCUGUGUUGCUGGGCAGACGGACGCCACUAUUUUGUACGUCGGUUCGGCCUUGGUUGGCGUAGGAAUGGCUUCAACCUUCGCAACAGGCUUCAUAUGGACCGAAACACACCUGCUGGUAACUAACCGGAUUUCUGCGGCUUUCUCAGUUGCUUCUUCAAUGGGAGAGAUGAUAUUCCCAACGGUAACAGGCGCAUUGAUCGAGUCGAAUCCACUUUCCCUAAUGUACAUAGUUCUAGGAUGCACCAUUUUGAUCACGAUAGUCUUUUUUGUAGCCUGGUACCUGGCAAAACGUAAAGGACGAGGCUUUAGCAGUAACAGCAGGGGCUAUCAUCUUGCACGUCAAGCCGAGGAUGAAUCAGCGCAAAACUAGAUAACUUUACUUAUAUUUUUUUCCACUUAAAAAUAAUGUUUCGGUGAGGUAAUCCUCAUUCCCUUGAUGUUUAGCUUAGAAAAACAAAAGAGAAGGGUGAAAAUUCGGUUCAUGUCUGUGAUAGAGGGUUGAAGAGCUUGAUUGGAAUCCAUUUGCGUGUAUUUUUUUUAUCCCUUUACAUGAUCGUAGCAUCCAAUAUUUGAUGAAGGAAUUUUAGGCUUUUUUUCACUGUGUUCCCGAUGGUCUGUUAAACGAAUGAAAAGAGAAAGAUCAGUUUCAUUUAACUCGUCAAUUUAAAGAACUAAAUUGUUAAAAAUAAAAUUUAAAAAUUCCCAGUCACGAAUUUCAAAUUCAGCUCACAACUAUUUUGAAUGAAAUAAAGCGAAUUGAGAGCUAACUUACUUAGACCAUUCGACAGUCAGGAUAAGAUGGUCGUAACCAAAACCAUUCAAGGUCUUGAUUGCUCGUUCGGCGUCUUCUCGUCGUUUGUAG